Molecule: messenger RNA, 693 nt
Organism: Paramecium pentaurelia
Lineage: Eukaryota; Ciliophora; Oligohymenophorea; Peniculida; Parameciidae
Source: the annotation of a GenBank genome assembly
CAUGCAAUAUCAAAGAAUUUUGGAAGCAUUUGAACCUCGUUGGAUUAAACUUUAUGAACAGAAUAAAAAGUUAAGAACAAAAAAAUUAAUUUUAGACUCUCCAGACAUCAAAGACUUAUUAUCAUUUAAAGAAGUAUUUCACUUAUUAAUUAUUAGAACUUACCUUAAUUGAAACAAUAAUAAACUAACUAAAAAAAGGAGGAAACAAAGAAAAUUAGAUUGAAAUAAUAAUUACAAGAAGAAUGUCCUAUCUGUAUGAUGAACUUAGAUGAACUAUAAAAUGUCUGUGAAAUUGAUGUCUGUAAACAUUAGAUAUGUCUGACCUGUAUAAAAGAAUGGGCAGAGAAAUAUAAGACUUAAUGUCCUUAUUGCAGAGCUAAAUUCAAAAGAAUAUAUCCAUUAGAAAAUGGUAAAAGAAAGAAGACACCAAUCAAAUUAAAUCUAAAAUAUCCAAAAUGGUAACCAGAAUAAGAUUAAUUUUAUAAUUCUUAAGAAGAACAAGAAGAAAAUUAGUAGUGUUAACUUUGUGGAUGUUCACAUUCUUAAUAUUUAAUGUUAGUAUGUGAUAAAUGUAAUGAUUAAAUGUGUCAUACAUUUUGUGAUCCUGGUUUUUUAGAGUUUUACAUACCUGAAAAGAAAUGGUAUUGUUUGGAUUGCCGUAAAUCUAAAUUAAUUUAUCAUAAGCCUAAAUGA